AUGGCGCCAUCAUUUGAAGAGUCAGAUCACACAUGGCUGCAACUCGGCAUAGGGAGUGGGGAACCAACAGAAGUGCGAACAUCGCUCGCAGUUGAUGCGCAAGAUCAUGCGCGCGACGACGGAUGGGUCUAUUGCCGUGCAAAAGAUCCGGAGCACAUGCACCGCAUGUUUGCGCAUAUCCUUCACUUUCUACGCGAUGUCGAGCGGCGGAGCAUAGACCCUAGUACAGAAGGAGAUGAAGUUGGUCUUCGUGUACUAAGUGACCCGCUUGAAUCGUGCCCGGACCGGGCUGACAAUCCAGAAUACUACCGGAUGAUAUCGCGGCCUACGUCGUUGCAGACGAUCACUCACCGCAUUGUUCACUGUGAAUACGCAUCAUCAGCUCUUUUUGAACAAGAUAUGCUGCAGCUAUUUUGCAAUGCACGAAUCUGGUAUGGACUGGGUUCUGAGGGAUAUGCGGAGAUGGUCACUCUCCUUCGUUUGUAUAAUGAAUUAACGCCAUCACAGGCUCGCCUCACAGAUGCAAUAGGCGUCCGUCAUGGAAAAAGCCGCAUGUCCGACGUGGAUGUCGUGAGCGCACAGCGUUCUUUGGCCAGGGCAUCGCAGCAUUUCUCGUCAUCGAUCUACGGACCAGGACGUGAGCCACCAUCCGAGGCCACUGUCCGUGACGUGGUCGGUAUGGAUGCAGCCGCGUGGAAAGGCAGAGUGUAUCAUGUUGGCGAUUGGGUGCAUCUCAUGAAUCCAGUGGAUCCGUCACGCCCUAUCGUUGGUCAAAUCUUCCGUUUGUAUAAGCAGCGGAAAAUCCCAGGCAUAUUCUUGUCCGCAUGCUGGUACUAUCGCCCGGAGCAAACACACCACACUGAGACGCGUCACUUCUUUCCGAAUGAAGUCGUUCAAACAGCUGUGUAUGGCGAGCAUGCCAUAGAGGAUAUCAUUGAAGACAUCCUGGUCCUCUACCUCCCGAUAUUCAAACGGGCACGGCCUGCAGCUCCAUAUUGGCAAAAAGAGUCCCCUCUCUAUGUGGUGGAGUCCAAGUAUGAUGUCACUCGACAUACGUUCCACAGAAUCGAUGUAUGGACGAGCAAUGUGCCAGCGCAGGUGCGCGCCAAAAAAACACCCAUGGAUGUCUUUGUUGAGCCGGUGGAAAUGCCUGUGAAAAGUCCAUCGAUCCUUUUGCAUUGCAAUGUACCAGGUGGCAUGUUGAUCGAUGAGCAGAACUUUGCAUACGACCCAGAAGAGUGGCCCGACCUGUUUGAAGGUGCUGUGUCUCUCGACCUACCAUCGCGCUUACCUGCAGUGCCAUUGCCUGCCCAAACAAUGCCGCCCGCACCUGCUGCGUCGCAGACGGACAGGUUGCGUGCUUAUGCGACGUUUCAUACAGCCGCAAUGGAAGUCGCGCGUCGUGUCUCGCCAGCUGCCUAUGCAAAACUACAGAAGAACUUGAUGACACGGCCACUGGCAUCACAUUCCGAGCUCGGAGCUAUGGCAUUGGAGGCCGGUGAUGUCUCGCCCACUCUCCUGAUUCAUUUGCGCGAUGCCGCCGUCGCUGCAGGUAUGCUUACGAGUGUUCAUGCUAAUGGCGUCUCGUCAUCGAUGUCAAUUCCAAAGGAAUGCCUUCCUUCGUCUGCCGCUGUGUUUGCCACAUACAAACAGGGCGCCGAGUUUAAGGCACUUGCGUCUGAGACGCGGCGGUUGUUUCGACAAGAUCCUCAGGGCAAUGUUUUAUGGUAUGCAGCACCACCGAUCCCAGGCUGGAAUAGCACACGACUGGUUCUCGAUGGAACAACGCCUCUUCCUGUGCCAUCCAUGCCUUUUUUGGAGUACAUCGUCCGCACGUCCCAUAAGCGACCACGUACAUGA
Molecule: messenger RNA, 1860 nt
Organism: Malassezia globosa CBS 7966
Lineage: Eukaryota; Fungi; Basidiomycota; Malasseziomycetes; Malasseziales; Malasseziaceae
Exons: 1
Coding region: 1-1860 (619 amino acids)
Biological process (GO): chromatin remodeling; transcription elongation by RNA polymerase II
Cellular component (GO): RSC-type complex
Molecular function (GO): chromatin binding; protein binding
Source: RefSeq, a predicted model, not a curated record